Messenger RNA from Fonsecaea erecta, 1329 nucleotides. RefSeq lists its product as hypothetical. The transcript has a single exon. Bases 1 to 1329 code for a protein of 442 amino acids. NCBI's taxonomy places the organism in Eukaryota, Fungi, Ascomycota, Eurotiomycetes, Chaetothyriales, Herpotrichiellaceae. The record is from RefSeq and is a predicted model, not a curated record.
AUGGCAGCAGCAGCUGGAGAGUUUUUCUCUUCCAUCAACAGGACCAAACUGGGCAACAUCGAGGCAGAGAUCAAUGGAGACCCUGAAUUCAAGGCAUCUGCAGCCAAAGUCGACAAUGUUUGCUUUGGAGUCAGUGCAACAAACUCCGGCGAGACGCUUCUCUUCAGCAUCAAGCAGGCAACGGUGACAGUCCAAGAUGGUUCAGCCGCUGACUUGACGUCUCAGUUCGAGCUCAAUGCGCAAUCAGAACACUGGCAAGAAGUUUUCAAAGCCGUGCCCAAGCGGCCCUUUCAAUCAUACUGGGGAAUGCUCCGGCUGCUGGGCCAGAGUUCUGGGGUUGAAGUAACGGGCGACAAGGAAGCCUUCACCAAGUAUGCUCGGCUAUGGAGGAUCGUGUUAGACCGGGUCCGUGACGCACUACACCCUCCCCCGGCUGCGUCGACGGUGGCAGAGUAUACUUCGGAUGAUGAGCGUGACGACGACUCCAUCGUGGGCCACUACACCUGGCUGACUCUCGCACCGGUGGGGAAGUGCAAGAUCUUCUACGAAACCUCAGGCCAGGGCGAACAAGACGUCCUCUUCCUCCACACCGCUGGGGCCGACUCGCGGCAAUAUCACUCCCUCAUGCUCAACAAAGCCCUCCAAAGCAGAUGUACCAUGUACGCCUUCGACCUGCCGGGUCAUGGCCGCUCGUUUCCCGGCACGCACCAAUACCCCCAGUCAUACGCGAACAGCGAGGACUUCUACAUUUCGACCAUCCACCAGAUGAUCGUGAAACUCAAGCUCAAACGCGUCAUCGUCACCGGCGCCAGUAUGGGCGGCCAGGUGUGUCUGGCGGUCGCGCUGCGGGCCAAGGAGAUGGACGUCCGGGGCGUGAUCCCCUGCGAAGCGUGCGACUACCUGCCCGCACAGCAGGCAUCGGCCAUCUACUCGUUGCAAGGGGACGAGGCGAUCCUCAACGCCGAGCGGGUGUGCGGCAUGAUCUCGCCGACGUCGCCUGCCAUUUACAAACGGCUGAACUGGUGGCUGUACUCGGCGCAGGCCUCGCAGAUCUUCCCGGGCGACCUGAAGUUCUACUUCGAGGGCUGGGACGGCCGCGACCGCAUGGGCCAAAUCGACACCGCCGCGUGCCCCGUGUACAUGCUGACGGGGGAGUACGACUACAGCUGCUCGCCCGAGACGAGCCGGCACACGGCCGACAAAAUCCCCGGAGCCGUGUUCGAGGAGAUGAAGGGGCUGGGCCAUUUCCCCUUCAGCGAGGACCCGGAGCGCUUCUUGCCCUAUUUCACCCGGGCGCUGGAUCAUAUUAUAUCGCGCAAGGGGGUGUGA